AUGAACGAUCCUCUCUUCAAGGCUUUCAAAACUGGAGUCAUAGCUCUCGCUGAAGGAAUAGCAGUAGGGACAGGGAGAAGCUUUUCCAUGUUCAAGAAUUACCACAUUGAUGGGAACAAAGAAAUGAUUGCCAUUGGGAUGAUGAACAUUGCUGGUUCUUGCACUUCUUGCCACCUCACCACAGGAUGCAAGAUGGCAAUGUCAAACGUUGUCAUGGCAAUUGCGGUUAUGUUCACAUUGUUGUUCCUCACUCCUCUGUUCCAUUACACUCCCCUGGUUGUUCUGUCUGCUAUUAUAAUAGCUGCCAUGCUUGGCCUCAUAGACUAUGAAGCCGCAAUUCUCCUCUCGAAGGUUGGCACGUUUGACUUUGUUGUCUGCAUGAGUGCCUGUAUCGGUGUCGUUUUUGGCAGCGUUGAAAUCGGCCUAGUCUUAGUGGUUGCAAUAUCUACUUUCGUUUGUGGCAGUUUUGUUCAAGGAAACCUUCCGAAUUCCAUAUAUGUUUACAGAAAUGUUGAGCAGUAUCCCAAUGCAAGCAAUGUUCCUGGAAUUCUCAUACUUGAGAUUGAUGCUCCCAUUUACUUUGCAAAUACCAACUACUUAAGAGAAAGGAUUACAAGGUGGAUAAAUGAUGAGGAAGAUGGGACCAAAUCUGCAGGGGAAAGUAGCUUGCAAUAUGUGAUAUUGGAUAUGACUGCUGUUGGUAACAUAGACACAAGUGGGAUAAGCAUGUUUGAAGUGGUCAAAAAGCUUGUUGACAGAAGGGGGCUCCAGCUUGUACUGGCGAAACCCGGGAAGCGAGGUGAUGAAGAAGAUGAACAAGUCAGAGUUGAUUGA
This is a messenger RNA of Prunus armeniaca (apricot), 834 nucleotides long. NCBI's taxonomy places the organism in Eukaryota, Viridiplantae, Streptophyta, Magnoliopsida, Rosales, Rosaceae. The record is from the annotation of a GenBank genome assembly.